Molecule: messenger RNA, 1130 nt
Organism: Suricata suricatta (meerkat)
Lineage: Eukaryota; Metazoa; Chordata; Mammalia; Carnivora; Herpestidae
Gene: IL17F
Product: interleukin 17F
Exons: 3
Coding region: 92-565 (157 amino acids)
Biological process (GO): inflammatory response
Cellular component (GO): extracellular region
Molecular function (GO): cytokine activity
Source: RefSeq, a predicted model, not a curated record
UGAACCAGCCACUCUUAAUUCAAAGUGACUUACUUGUUCCUUCUUUCAUGAGAAUUGGUGUAGUCUUCUAUGCUGUGAGGUAUGGCUCUGAAUGGAGAAGAGACCACUGAAGGAGGUUAAGUCCUUGCUGCUGUUGAUGUUGGGGCUCACCCUCCUGUGGGAGGUGGCAGCUCGGAAAAACCCAAAGGCAGGGGAUGCAGCCCUGUGCCCUCCCCUGGAGGAUAACAGCGUGAGGGUUGACAUUCGCAUCCUCAGGCAAAACCAGGGGGCUAUUUCCAUCUCAAAUGAUUUCCAGAACCGCUCCAGUUCUCCCUGGGAUUACAACAUCACCCGGGACCCCAACCGCUUCCCCUCGGAGAUCGUGGAGGCCCAGUGCCGGCACUCGGGUUGCAUCAACGCUGAGGGGCAGGAAGACAGCUCCAUGAAUUCCGUUCCCAUCCAGCAGGAAUUCCUGGUUCUGCGGAGGGAGCCCCAGGGCUGCUCUCGCUCCUUCCGGCUGGAGAAGGUGCGGGUGACCGUGGGCUGCACCUGCGUCACCCCCAUCGUCCGCUACAUGCGCACCUGAACGGCUGCCUGGCUGAAGCAGCUGGGAAACGCCAUCCCUUACCCAGCGCUCUGCAGCCAGUCCUGUGCGGUCGCAGUUUUCUCCACGUCAUAGGCCUCUUGAUAAGACCGGCACGGAAUUCUCAAAGCUCUGUAGUAGAUAUAGUGUUAAAUUUCUGGGGCGCCUCUGAAUCGUAGCAUAGUCCUGAGCAGCUCCACUGCCCCAACCCCCUGAAAACAGAUGGAGGAGAAGGAAGGCGCCCUUGGCCUGCUCGGUUUAUGCGCAGCGUUGACUACUUCCUAGCUGCCACUGUGACGCGGUGCCAUUCCCUGGGAAUUCUGUUGGUAAAAUGGGGCUCUGUGCCAUGUGGAUGAAAAUGUAGGAAAUAUAACCACAGUUGAAGAGUGUGUGGCAGAGACUGUGCAGGGUGGGGUGGGGUGGGAAGGAUGGGGGUAACCAUCUAGGGCCUAUGUUUAUUGAGCAUUUGUUAAACACAGAAGUUGGCCUGAUAUUUACGUUUGUAAGGAAACUGUCUAUAUAUUUAUGAUAUAUUGGUUAUAUAAAAUUUUAGGAGAAAAAUGAACAU